AUGGCCCGCAGUCUGGCACAGAGUGGCCUUGCCGCCCGAGUGCGCUCUCUUUCUGUUUGGACCAGGGACAAGGCUAAGGCUGCUGCGCGUGAACUGGAGCAGGCCAUGGCCGAGAUCCAGGAGGAUGGUCUGUCCAGUGCCGAUCAGCCGAGCCUGGCUGGAGAGGAUUCAACUCGAAGCGAUCCAGAGCCGCUUUGGACACAGAACCGCUGUGAGACUGAGACCGAUGAAGCAGAUGCAGAGGCGCGGAACCGGCCCUUUUACGAGUUGGUCCGUGGCUCCAUGGCGGAGGCGAUCGAAACGAAUGGCCCGGACACUUUUGAGCGGUGGCUCCGGCAGUUCCACAGUGAGCGGGACGAUGAGUGGUUUGCCAACAACCGUACCCGAGUCUACAAUGCUUUCCGCCCGCACUGGGAUGAAGUCGUUGCGAAAGGUGCCACAGACAAGUGA
This is a messenger RNA of Durusdinium trenchii, 450 nucleotides long. The record is from the annotation of a GenBank genome assembly. Lineage: Eukaryota; Dinophyceae; Suessiales; Symbiodiniaceae.